UGGAAUGGAGCUGGUCUCAGCCACGCCCCCUUGCGUCAGAUUACUGCAAGUAAAAACUUGGGUAAACGUCACCUCGCACUAACUGGCUGUCGCCCAUAGUGAAUCAAUAUAUCGCUAUCAUUUCCUGCUGUCACUGUUAGUUAUUUAUUAUUUGGCCGGGACUAUGGCUGACGACAACGAAGAUGCUGAAAUGAAACGAGCCCGAAGUCGCGAACGGCAGUUAGCUUUGGAGAACACAAACACUGACAUUGGCUUUUGUGGCAGGAUUCUGGUUGGGCUCUCCCUCAUUUUCCUGCUGAUUACUCUGCCCAUCUCCAUAUGGAUGUGUAUUGUGAUUGUGAAGGAGUACCAGCGAGCUAUUAUUUUUCGCCUGGGGCGCCUUUUGUCAGGAGGAGCCAAAGGACCAGGCUUGUUCUUCGUCUUGCCGUGCACUGACAGUUUUAUUAAUGUGGACAUGCGCACCGUCACCUUUAACAUCCCACCACAAGAGGUUUUGACCAGAGACUCUGUGGCAGUGUGUGUUGAUGGCCUGGUCUACUACCGGGUCCAGAAUCCUACUCUGGCCGUGGCUAAUGUCAGUAAUGCAGAUGCUGCUACGCAGCUUUUGGCCCAAACCACCCUGAGGAAUGUUCUGAGUAACAAGAACCUGGCAGAGAUUCUGUCUGACUGUGAACACAUUGCACAUUUUAUGCAGGUCACUCUGGACAAUGCCACAGAUGACUGGGGAAUCGAAGUGGAGCGGGUGGAGAUCAAAGAUGUGAAACUGCCCCCUCAGCUACUGAGAGCCAUGGCAUCUGAGGCUGAGGCCACCCGUGAGGCCCGAGCCAAGGUGAUCGCAGCAGAGGGGGAGAUGAGCGCAUCGCGGGCGUUGAAGGAGGCGUCCCUGGUGAUUGCAGAGUCUCCGUCAGCCCUGCAGCUGCGCUACCUUCAGACCCUGAACACCAUCGCUGAAGAGAAGAACUCCACCAUCAUUUUGGCACUUCCACUGGAGAUUUUGCCGAAAUUCGUCAAUACAUGAGAAAGUGUCUAAAAAAAAGAAAAGAAAUGCACAUACUCCCAGCAUGCAUCACUGAGCACAUAUACAUGUGUAAUCAACUUCAUUGCCUCACCGUCAUUACAUCUGACAGCAGCCAGCUUAUUUUCACAUAGGUUUAAUUUAUAACUUCUUUUUAUUUUUUUCCAACUUUAUAAUCAAAGAAAAAAAGUGACACAAUCUAGGGUAUCAUCUCCUAGCCCACAGGCCUUCUUUGAGAAUUUACCCUUUAUUACAAACCUGUGAAAUUUAGCAUAUUCUCUGUUUAUCAGAGCUGGAGUUGAAUAUUUGCUUUGCCUCAGGUGCUCUGGCAGCUGAGCGGGUAGCUUGAGCCAGCAGUGGCAAUGCCCCGCAGUCAUCUUGGUGUGUCUGCCAAUAAAUGACCACUGAUUCAAUAUAUUAUAUAACAUAUAUAUAAUAAUAUGUAGUAUGAGUUUUUAGUCUUAGCAUAACCUUUAACUUGAAGUUUUAUUUAUUUCAUUGAGUUUUCUUUAGUUUUUGUUUUAAGUUGUUUAUUUAUUUAUUUAUUUGCAAGUUUGUUCAUUUAAAGCUUCAGAAAGUGUCCAAGUAUCAGGAAGCUGAAAAAAUGAGUUAUAAUUGAUCAUAUUCUUUCUUUCAGCGUGUAAAUAUUUAAACAUGUUUGAAUUUAUAUAUUGUGAAAAUGACACGUCCUGUUUUAAUCUGUUGUUCUGCUUUCCUACUUUUAACAUAAAUGUUUGGACUGUUUGACCAAGAAGUGAUUUUUGCCUACAGCAACAUGAAGUUUAUUGUUCUGCUGUUGCCACACAGAAGAUUUCUUUGUUAGGAAAGGGAAAGGUUGUUCGAUUUUACUUUAGUAAGUCGUAUAGGUUUCUGUUGUGGUAACAAUAGUGACAUUUAGGGAAUUUUGAUACAUAUGGAAA
Messenger RNA from Haplochromis burtoni (Burton's mouthbrooder), 1935 nucleotides. Its product is annotated as stomatin. Gene Ontology annotation, cellular component: plasma membrane. The coding region runs from base 164 to 1018 and encodes 284 amino acids. The transcript has 7 exons. NCBI's taxonomy places the organism in Eukaryota, Metazoa, Chordata, Actinopteri, Cichliformes, Cichlidae. The record is from RefSeq and is a predicted model, not a curated record.